Andrographis paniculata is the source of this 2212-nucleotide messenger RNA. Its product is annotated as jasmonoyl--L-amino acid synthetase JAR4. NCBI's taxonomy places the organism in Eukaryota, Viridiplantae, Streptophyta, Magnoliopsida, Lamiales, Acanthaceae. The record is from RefSeq and is a predicted model, not a curated record. The transcript has 5 exons. Bases 417 to 2147 code for a protein of 576 amino acids. Gene Ontology annotation, molecular function: acid-amino acid ligase activity. Gene Ontology annotation, cellular component: cytoplasm.
UUUCCCUCCAAAUCAACCUCGGGUCAAAUCUGUUGUGUUUACAACUAUGGAAGAAUCUCCUUGUUGGGUCUCAAGAUACCUACUAUGCAGCAUUUAUUGUUACUAUCUAUCUAUCUAUUCUAAGUUAGCACUUUUACUUUUCGAAAUCACAGAUUUUUUGACCUUUACCAUGACCAUAGAAAUCAUAGAAUCUCACGCGCAGCUUGAUUCAACAUUAGGCCUAUCAUUCUUUGUAACAACAAUUUCCACCAUCUACAGCGAUCCUGUUAUUUAGUUUUUGGUUUUUAAAAGUCCAAGAAAAAGUGCAGAAAAUUCAUCUUUAUGAUUCAGUUGGCAAAUUUGCUAUUGUUUGGUCACUUCAUCAUUUUAUGAUUCAGAUUUGGUCAUAAACUUGCAGUCUCGACCCGUCAGGGAAUAUGUUGGAGAAAAUGGACGCGAGAUGCGUUUCAGAGACGAUCAUCGAGGAAUUUGAGGAGUUAACCAAGGAUGCAGGGAGAGUACAGAGGGAGACUUUGAGGAAAAUCCUGGAAGAAAAUGGCGGAACAGAGUAUUUGCGGAAAUGUGGACUUGAUGGGAGAACAGAUCCUGAGAGUUACAAGGCAUGCGUGCCUCUCGUCACUCACAAGGACUUGGAACCGUACAUUUGUCGAAUCGCCGAAGGCCAAAAUGCAUCAAUUCUCACCAGAAAACCAAUCACUACAAUCUCCUUGAGCUCUGGUACCAGCCAAGGGAAGCCAAAAUACGUUCCCUUCAACGACGAAUUGAUUGACAAUACUAUGCAGAUAUACAAGACAUCCUUUGCCUUUCGGAACAGAGAGUAUCCGAUCGAGAAUGGAAAGGCACUGCAGUUCAUCUACGGCAGCAAGCAGUUCAUCACCAAAGGAGGGCUCCGCGCCGGGACUGCCACAACCAAUGUGUACCGCAACAUCGAGUUCAAGAAAACAAUGCGGGUGAUGCAGAUGCCGUGUUGCAGCCCCGACGAGGUGAUUUUUGGCGACACAUUCCAUCAAUCCCUCUACUGCCACCUCCUCUGCGGCCUUCUGUUCCGCGACGAAAUACAGGUCGUGUCGUCGACAUUCGCCCACAGCAUCGUCCACGCCUUCCGUAGCUUCGAGCAGGUUUGGGAAGAGCUGGCGAACGACAUCCAGGAAGGCUCGCUGAACAGCCAGAUCACGUCGGAGUCCAUCCGAUCCUCCAUGGCAAAGCUGCUGAGGCCCGACCCGGAGCUGGCCGAGACGAUCCGUAGCAAGUGCAUGGGGCUGAGCAACUGGUAUGGACUGAUCCCGGAGAUGUUCCCAAAUGUGAAAUAUGUGUAUGGGAUUAUGACAGGGUCGAUGGAGCCGUAUCUGAAGAAGCUGAGGCACUACGCCGGAGAUGUGCCGUUGCUGAGUGCAGACUAUGGAUCCUCCGAAGGAUGGAUUGGGGCAAAUGUGAAUCCUAAGCUGCCCCCAGAGAUGGCCACUUUUGCUGUCCUCCCCAACAUUGGGUACUUCGAGUUUGUUCCUUUGGAUAAAGACCCGUGGGUGGUGGAGGAGCCCCACCCUACGGUAGGGCUAACUGAGGUGGAGGUGGGCAAGGAUUAUGAGGUCAUUCUCACCAACUUCGCAGGUCUGUACCGAUACAAGCUAGGCGACGUGGUGAAGGUCCGAGGAUUCCACAACUCGACCCCGGAGCUCCAGUUCAUGUGCAGGAGGAACCUUCUCCUCAACAUCAACAUCGACAAGAACACCGAGAAGGACUUGCAACUAGCCGUGGAAUCAGCAGCAAAGCUCCUGGCGAAGGAGAAGCUAGAAGUGAUGGACUUCACGAGCUUGGCAGACACAUCGACGGAUCCAGGGCACUACAUAAUCUACUGGGAAAUCAGCGGGAAAGCGAGUGAGGAGACUCUGGAGGAAUGCUGCAACUGUCUGGACAAAUCAUUCGUGGACGCCGGGUACAUGGGGUCGCGCAAGGUGAAGGCCAUCGGGCCGUUGGAGCUGCGCAUACUCAAGAGAGGGACGUUCCACAAGAUAAUGGAUCAUUUUGUGGAGAUGGGAGCAGCGGUGAGCCAGUUCAAGACGCCGCGCUGUGUCGGGAAUAACAACGCUAGAGUGCUACAGAUAUUGGCAGCUAAUGUGCUCGAAACUUACUUCAGCACUGCAUACUAAUGCUAAUGCUAAGCUAAUAAUAAUAUCUGUGCUAUGAAAUGAAUGGAUAUAUGAUGAUUGUGUUA